AUGCACGUACAAAACAUUUCCAGAAAUGCGUCCAACAUUACGAAAGAAGCCAACGAAUGGGAUGUAGAGAGCCUUUCAUGUUAUCACUUUAACUCCGUUCACUACAGUAUAGGAGAGUUUUCGCUUGUUUGGUACAUUAUUAGUUUUGUUGUAAACGGCGUUGUCCAAUCCAUCGCCAUAGUCAUCAACUUGCUCAUUCUACUGGCUAUUAGCAAGACCCCCUCACUCCAUUCGCCGUCCAACACGCUAUUGUUCGGUCUGGCUCUGUCGGAUCUUGGUGUUGGUUUAAUUGUUCACCCCCUCUUUCUCCUGCAUAUGAUUGGGAAGUUGGCGCGGAAUAGAGACGUUUUCUGCCACGCUGGAAUAGCCGCUGAAAUAGCCGCAAACGCUUUGUGUAUCAUCUCGCUCCUAACUGUAACCGCUGUUAGCUUAGACAGGUAUCUGGCCCUUGAACUUCACUUGCGAUAUAAACAGCUGAUUACGAUCAAGCGUGUUACCCUUGUUAUUGGCUUCAUCUGGGUUGCUGGAACUAUUAUUGGUUCUUUGUGGCUCUAUAAACCUGAGGUUAUAAAAUUUGCUGUGAUGGUGACGAUUGCGAUAUGCCUAAUGGCUGCCACAUACUCUUAUUUUAAAAUAUAUCACGCUGUUUCGCGCCAUUACUUUUCUACUCUGGCCUUACAAUGUUCGGUGCAACAAUACCAUGUAAAUCAAGCAGUCAACCUGGCUAAAUUUAAGGCACACGCACUGAGCACAUUUUGGGUUUAUUGUCUCAUCAUCGUGUGUUAUUUCCCUUAUUUUUGUGUGGUAAUAGCCAUAAUGCUGCGUGGACUUUCAACGACAACGAUAUUUUGGUACGAGAUGACGGCCAUUCUCAUUUUCAUAAACUCUUUCCUUAAUCCUUUGGUUUUUUGCUGGCGGUUACGAGAAAUACGCCACGCCGUGAAGAAGUCUGCCCUGAAUACUGUUUUAAGAUUCUCGUGCAAAACUGGGUCAAGUAAUUAAUUCCCGUUCCAAACGAUAACAUCAUCGUGUAGGUGGAGAUGUUAGGGAGCGUACAAAAGUUAAGCCCUGGGGGAGUACUUUCUAGUAAUAGGCUAAUGGGGAUGUUAGCGAACAAUUCUUGCAAGGACCACUUGGACAAACAGCAGCGAGGGAUAGCCUGAUCUUGUCGUAGAUCAGGAUCAGCAUUAUAAAAUAACACUUAAAAUUGAAGGCAAGGCAGAUCGGACGGGGCGUUGCAUUUUCAUUAGAGGUUGUGAAGUAUUUUGAAAGUGGUUUUUAAGACGGACCUAUCUUAUCUUUUAAGUGUAGUUUUUGUUUCGUUAAGUCUUGUUUUGUCCACGUACUUUUUCCUGUUUUGAUCUUUUGUUUUUACUUGUACUUGAAUUUAUGCUUAGCUCGCGAAUUUACUUAUUGCUAUAAUAGGAAUGUUUUUCGCUUGGCGCUGUCAGAUGUUAGUUUUUUACAGUAAGUCGUGUUUGUGGUGUUAGAGCUGACCUUGGUUCUUUGGUACUUGUCAGUUGCGACUGUGCGUAGGCUAGUCUAUUCCCUAAAAAUAGCAAACCUGUUGCCAUGUUAGAGAUAAGAUAUUCAAUACUGAAGGUCUCCCAGGUCAGCUAACCCAAACAUGUCCAGCUUUGGCUAUAAAAGCCGCUACUAUACUUGAACUAGUAAGUAGAGAAGAGUAGAGAAGUAGAAAAGAGUUAGAAGAGUAGGAAGAUUAAUUUAAAGUAUUGUCACAAAAAUUAAUUUCUCAUUUUGAAUCAAAUGUAACUCUAUGGCAGUUGAGGCAAAAAUUAGAAGAACGUCGUCAGUUGUUACGGGAGACUGUUGCCGAUUACUGUUACGAUAUUCUUUCAUUCUGCUCUCGUCGAAAUUUACCUAAAAGUGAAUGGCUUUAUUGUUUUGUACGAGGUCUAAGACCUGAGAUACGUGAACACGUUAUUUUGCAACAACCAACUGAUGUGGACUCCGCUUUGAAUUUUGGGAGAUUAAAAGAAUUAGUUACUCUUGGUAAAUCGAAAAAUGGUCAAGAAAUUGAGGAAUGUUAGGAGUUAAAGUCUAAUCCCUCAAAAGAGGAUAUUAAACAAAUUGUGAGAGACGAAUUAAAUGUGUGGACUGAAACUUCCAAAAAUAAUGAAAAAUAUUGUAUUUAUCGGAAAUUUCAAUCAUGCAAUUUUCCUACCCGUUGUGGAGGCAUUAUUUUUGGUAAAAAGCCAAAAUUCGGCAGAUUUAGAAAUUUCAAACCUAAUUUUAAACGCCUGCCUCGGAGAAACAAUAUGCAAAAUGUUUGUAACCAGGGAAAAAUUGGCGCUCAGUUAAACUGGCUGGCGCCCCUGUCGUGUCUGGUAGUGAACCCGUGAUGGGGUGCUUGAAAGUUCUACAAGUAAUAACCAUUCUUCCGUCGGAUCUAGUUAUGAUAAAGGUGCUUUCGGUAACUCUGGAAAUUCGGCCGAAAGUGUUACUAAAAAGAAUGUUCAAGAAUUCAGUUAUGUUUUGUCAAUUCCUUGUGAGCCUGUUAUCUCGUCUGACUCUAAAAUGUUUGAACCUCAAGUUGCCGUCACAUGUCAACACGGGGGUUCUUAAGAAGGCCAGCCUCAAAACAUACAUACAUACAUACAUACUUUAUUGCAUAGCUCCCCCUUGGGGGCUCUUCCGCCAUACAUACACGAAUUAAAAUGAAAUAAAAUAAACUAGAAAACUAUUUACAUUUCAGUGAUAAAAUGAGGAAUUUCUAUAAAUAAUAAUGAACGUUAAUUUUAAACGCUAUUUACAUUUCAAUAAUAAAAUAUAUCUAUGAAUUAAAAAGAUAUUUAAAAAUUCUCUUUUUAAAAGAGUUAAAAUUUCCAGUGUCUCUUAUAUCUUUAGCUAUACUGUUAUAAAGUUUUGCCCUACGGUAGCUGAAAGUCUUUCGACCAGUGGCCAGCCUAUACCGAUGCAACGUAAGGUCUUUGUUUUGUCUUGUGACUCUUUGCUGAGUUUUUGCGCGAUAUUGGAAGCGUCUGUGGAGGUACACUAUCACUAGGUCGUUAAAAAGCAGUUUAUCCUUUACGUUAAGCCAUUUAAGGGACUUCAGGGCUUCUGAAACAUGAUCGUAUUUUCUUAAACCAGCUACGAUUCUGCAGGCAUAGUUCUGAACUGGCUGAAGUUUUCUAACGACCCUAAUGAAAAUAUUAUGUUUGGAGUUAUUAAGUAUCUUUCUCAGGUCAUAACAAAAUUUGAUGAUGUAAUCGCCGGCUCGUCGCCAGAUGAAAAAGAAAAUGCUCAUUCGCCAAAUGUACCCAUGUUUUCUCCUAAAGGUGAAGUCAUUUAUGAGAAGUCUUCAAGUGAAACUUUAUCUCGCGAAGUCAGUAUAAAAAAAAUUAAAAAAGAAGAACAGUUGGCGCCUGAGUCUAAUAGUGAAGAAAAUUUGGAAGUAAAUAUCGUUGGGGCUAAAAAUAAUUAGGUUUGUUGUGAGUGUCGUGGCUUAUCUGUCGCAAGUAGCCCAGAGACAAGGGCAUAAGUGACUGACAGGGUUUCUCUCCGUGCCAUAUCCAGUAAAAUUGAUUCUAUUCAUCCUUUCGAGAGGGACAAUUUUAUUGUAAGUGUAACAAUAAAGGGAAAUAGUCAUCGUGCCCUCCUUGACAUAGGAGCAGCUGUAACAGCAAUUAGUUUGCAAGUUUGGGACAAAUAUCUUACUCACAAAAAUUGUUGUUUGGAUUCCUCGUCGACUAGUUGUGUAACGACUGUAGGUGGUUCUCCUCUUAGUGUUCUUGGUAAAGUAUGGCUCAAUUUUGUUAUUAAGUCUGAUGUUUUUCUUUUGAAGCCUAUGGUAUCAAAGAUUUAACUCAUGACGUUGUUUUGGGCAGAGAUUUUCUUCAAAAAUAUUGUUCGAUGAUUGAUUUUAUGGAGAACAUCAUUGAAUUUUCCCACCCCGAGGAUCCACUCCCCUUUGCUGAUAGUUUUGGUGAUGAUUUGGAUAAGUUUUUGAUAAUUGUAUUUUGUCAGUGCAUGCUGAUAUUUCUUUUACUUUUCCCGCUCAAUCAGAAGUCGUUGUCGUUGAUAGAUUAAGGGUGCGUUCCUUUGGGAUGAUCCGGAUCAGGAUCAGUGAUCGGAGAUCACUCGGAUCAUGGUAGAUCAAACGAACCGAAGAAUCCUUGUCCAGAGUGGAUUAAUCAUCUCGGAUCAUCCCAAAGGAACGCACCCUAAGUUCAGUACCGAAAGGUGUAAGCACCAGUGCCAGUGAAAUUUAUGGAUUGGUCACGCCUAAGUCUGAUUUGCCUCACUGUUACUCAGUUUUUGGAGUGUCAGAGCUCGUAAAGGUUUCUAGUGAUGCAACUAUUCCUGUUAGGAUGGUAAACCCUUCCGCUCAACCAGUUAAAAUUUUUCGUAUGACUAAAUCAGCAGAUUUUGAGCGUGUUGAUAAUGAUUUAGCCACACUUGAGAUUGGCAAAAAUUCCCCCUCUUAUGCUGAACAUAAUUCUUCAGAUGAUCGGCAACAACCAAAAGAUUAUUCAGAGUUUCCUGAUUUAUCGAAUAGUAUUCUGAAUGAUGAUGAAAAAGUAAAAUUUAAGAAUUUGUUUAAUAAACAUCUUAAUGUUUUUGCUUUUCCUGGGGAUCAGUUGGAUAGAACAUCCCUUGUACAGCAUAUCAUUAAUGUUGGUGAUGCUAUGCCUAUUAAGCAAAGGCUAUAUAGAGUUUCUCCUGAUGUUAAGAAAGAGAUUAACCGUCAGGUGGACGAAAUGCUUGAGAAAGGAAUAAUUCAAGAGUCUGUCUCCCCUUGGAGCUCUCCAGUUGUUUUGGUAAAAAAGAAGGAUGGGUCAUACAGAUUUUUUGUUGAUUUUCGUAAAGUUAAUAAAGUCACUGAAGUACAUAGCUUUCCAAUGCCUUUAGUUGCUGAUGCGCUAGAUUCUUUGGUUGGUGCAAGCGUGUUUUCCACGUUGGUUCUCAAAAGUGGAUUUUGGCAGGUACAAAUGCCCCAGGAUUCGCAACAAAAGACAGCCUUUGCUACGCAGAACGGCCUUUAUGAAUUUCUGACAAUGCCAUUUAGAUUAGUGAAUUCAGGAGCCAGUUUUCAAAGACUUAUGGGUCAUAUUUUGAGAGGCUUAGAAUACCAUUUUGCUUUGAUUUACAUCGAUGAUAUAAUCAUUUUCUCUAAGUCUGAAGAUGAGCAUUUAGUCCUUUCGGAGGAAGUUUUUAGACGGUUAUGACGCCAAUGUUAAGUUGAAUCCAAUGAAAUGCAGUUUCGUUAAACAAAGAGUAGAGUAUCUUGGUCACGUGAUUACGCCAGAAGGCAUUAGUCCCAACCCAGACAAAGUAAGGGUGGUUCAGAAAUUCCCCACCCCCAUAAAUUUGAAGGAAUUGAGGAGUUUCGUAGGUCUUGCUAAUUAUUACAGACGUUUUGUAAGAGGGUUUUCAAAUAUUGCCAACCCUUUGAAUGCUUUGACAAAGAAGAACGUUCCUUUUGUUUGGACUGUAGCUUGUGCUGAGGUUUUUGACAAGCUUAAGCGUGCCUUGGUUUCUGCACCCAUUUUGGCAUAUCCUAAUUUUCGGGAACCAUUUUUGCUGUUUGUUGAUGCUAGCUCCAUUGGUAUGGGUUUUACCUUGGCACAAAUUCAAAAUGGAAAAGAAGUAUUCAUUGCUUACAGUGGUCGUGGUUUGAAUAAGGCAGAGCAAAAUUAUAGUACCACAGAAAGAGAAGCUCUCGCAUUAGUUGAGGGUAUAAAGAAAUUUCAGCCUUAUUUACCCAAUCAUAAGUUCACUGUUGUUACUGAUCAUAGCUCUCUCCGUUGGUUAAUGAAUGUUAAAGAUGCUUCCGGUCGUCUUGCAAGAUGGGCCUUACUUUUGCAACAAUUUGACUUUAAUAUUGUUUAUCGCCCUUAUAGAAUCCAUGGUAAUGCUGAUUGUUUGUCUAGACGUCCACAUGAUUCUUGUCAAAUAAGUUCGUUCAAUAAAGAAGAACCUCAAACGCCCCACACUCAAGAAAUGUAAAAAGAGAUCCUGAAUUAGCGGCAGUGAUUGAUUUUCUAGAGAAUGAUAUCCUACCUACUAAGGAUAAAAAUGCACGCAAGAUUGUACUCGCGAUAAUUUUUAUAUUGGUCAAGACGGUUUGCUUUACCACAUUGAUUUCAAUCGAAGGCGUAAUGCUCGUGAAUCUUUUCCUCAGCUUGUUUUCCCAGCUGCAUUACGUUUUGAAAUUCUCUCUAAUGUACGUGACCAUAUUGCCGGUGCUCAUUUUGGCUUGAACAAAACUUUAACCAAACUUAUUGGAAAGGUAUGUUUAAAGAUGUAGAACAUUGGAUUAAGUCUUGCGUUGAGUGUUCAAUGAGGAAGUCUCGACGAAAUUCGAAAACGGCACCCUUACUUCUGAUUCCCGUCGAGAGUGCAUUUGACGGAGUGGCUGUUGAUGUUUUAGUUACUUUUCCACCUUCUAGUAAGGUCAGUAGGUAUAUUGUAGUUUUUAGUGAUUAUUUAACUCGGGGGGUCGAAGUUUUCCCAGUACCUAGUGUCGAAGCAACUGUUAUUGCACAUCUUUUGAUUGAUGAAAUUAUUUCAAGACAUGGGGCACCACGUGUGUUGCUCUCUGACAGGGGAACUAACGUCUUGUCUAGGGUCGUUUCAGAAGUUUGUAAAAUAUUUCAAAUUCAAUAGGUCAAUGCUUCUAGUUGUCACCCACAGACUGAUGGUCUUGUAGAAAGGUUUACUCUACUUGUCAAUGUAAGAUUGGGACCAGUUCAUACCGCUUAUUUUGUUUGCGCAUAGGACUUCUGUUUUAGAUGCAAUUAAGGAUUCUCCUUUUACGUUCUUUAUGGGCGGGAGCCACGCUUGCCAAGUGACGUUAAGUAUUUGCCCCCUGUGGCUGGUGACUUAGGCACUUCGGUCCUUGACUAUCGAAAACGUGUUGUCGAAAAAGUCGAAUUGGCUGAAAAUUUAGCGACAGAAAAUUUACAACGUGCACAACAAGAAAUGAAGGAUUAUUACGAUCAAAAGGCAAAAGAACCUGUUUUUGAAGUUGGACAACGUGUUUGGGUUUAUACCCCGAGAACUAGAAAAGGAUUAUCCAAAAAGUUAAUGCAUAACUGGUUGGAUCCAUACAGAAUUGCUGAGAAAUUGUCACCAGUACUUUUUAAGUUGCACACGAUCACCGAUAAUAAAAGUUGCUUUUUCGUGUCACGCGAAUCGUAUGAAACCGUUUGUUGAUUCAAAUUUGAGAACAGUUGGCCCUCCACCUUUUGAUGACCCUGCCAAGCCGUACAUUAAUGAAUCUGAUAUUCCAAAAGAUUGUUCUGAGCCAAUUUCGGCCGAAGCGAAUCCUAAAGACACUGACUUAAACCCCAGUUAGUAUUGAGAUGCCACUGUCCCCACAGCUAAUUUUCAACUUGCACUCGGGUUUUACCUUUUUCUACCACCGCGUGAAUUCACACAAAAAUACCACGAUGUAUGUCCAUUGGUAAGAAAUUUUAGGCCUAGGCCAAACGUCGAACCUUUCAUGAGACGAACCAAACUCGAAUUUGAAUUUUAAGUUAAGAUCGUCUGUUGGAUCAGACGUCGAACCUGAGACAUGAUCAGACCAGAAAGCAAUUUUAGUAGGCAAGUAAUACAUUUUCUCCCGAAUGAAGCUAAAUACACAUUAUCAUACAAAUUUUUAAUUUAUUAGUUUAGUUCGUCGCAUGUGAAGAUCGUCAGACGUACUAUCCGUCUGAAGCAAACGGAUGGAACGUGUUUGACGAUCAAAACUCAUUUAGACGAACUGUCUGAGCUAGCCAGACGUCGAACUUUUCAUGAAUUUAACUCACUAAGUUUGGUUCGUCUCAUGAAAAUCUUGACGUCUGGCUUGGGCCUUAGUUAUAGUUCCUAUGUAAGAUUCUAAUAAUUUAAUUUCUUUGUUUGGUUUAUUCAAGUUGUUUGGUUGAACAGACUUAUUAGGGCGCUUUCGAAAUACAGUAGACACCCUCGAAUAAGAACCUACCUUUUUGAAGUCUGGCAAAAUAGGUUCUUGUAUUUUUGGGAACUUAUUGGCAAUUUAGGCUAGAUUGUUGUUUACCACGCCCCAGUUGCUCAAACGUUGGAUAGCGCUAUCCACCGGAUAAAUCACUAUCCAGCGGAUAGCGUAAUUGGUUUCCCUAAUACUUAUCCGCUGGAUAGUGAUUUAUCCGGUGGAUAGCGCUAUCCAACGUUUGAACAACUGGGGCCAGAAGAAUAAACGAACUUUGUUUUGGUCGUUAUAUAUAUAUUAUUUAUUCACAACUGUAUUAUUGUUAUCAUUACCCUAACAAAGCUGAUUACAGAAUUUAUAUAACAAGACAUGUAACAAGUAAGUAAAUAAAAUAGGAAAGUGAAUGGAAUGAGCCAAAAAUUGUCUAAAAAGACUUUUUAGCGUUCAAAGAUUCACUGUAGCUAUAUCCAAAGAGUUAAAUUUACAAUCUCAACUAAGUUACACUCCUUGGUUAAAUUAUAUAUCAUAAUUUAGCUGUAACCCACGUAUAAGAAACUGCUUGAUCUUGCUUGGCUUCAACAGGUUCUUGUGUUUUCACAUGACGUCACGGCGGCCAUAUUGGUGUCCCAAAGCAAUGAAACGGCGGCCAUGUUGGUGUCCCAAACCAGUCCUGUGGGAGUUGAACUCUUUUCUUAUGCAAACGCGUUUUUUGUUCCAAUAAAUUUAUAUAGAUGCUAACCACCUGAGUGAAAACUCUCUAUUCCUGGGUGUUAAAGAGGCAAAUUUCUGCCAGGAGGUUCUUAAUCCACAAGAUUCGCGGGUGUUUACUGUAUGCAUAAGUCUCUUCUCGAAAUGUUAACCAAAACCCAUCACUGACUUGCAUACCAUUUAAGAGUAAACUAAUGUGACCGGAAAGUCUUGAUAAGUCUCUUCUCGAAAUUUUACCUUAAACCCAUCACUGCCGUGAAUACCAUUAAGAAUAAUCUGCCCAGUUGUUCGAAAGGUUGAUAAUACUAUCCACUGGUUAAAUCUUUAUCCAGUGGAUAACGCAGUUGGUUUCCCUACCACUUAUCCGUUGGAUAGUGAUUUAUCCGGUGGAUAGUGCUAUCCAGCAUAUGAAAAACCGGACUGGAAAGUCCUAAUAAAUAGUAGCCAGUCUUGACAAGCGCCCCAAGUCAUCUUGGCCUGGCCUCUUUGAAAUUCAAACCGUUCAAUUUAUCACCAAUUUAUACCAUUGUUCGCAGUAAUCUUGCUCUCUUUUCAGUAUUUGCUCGGAGCCUCUGCCCGAUAUUGGUUUAAUUAUGAAGACAAUAAUGCUGAAUCAAUCUUAUUCAAAAAAUACCUUUCCAGGAUUGGUCUGUCGACUUAAUCCGUGUUUCUUCUUAAACAAAUACAUUGUGUUCUGCCUUCUUAGUUAAUUGAAAGGUAUUCCCUUGUCCCAGAUGAUUGUAUUGUCUCGUUCAUCGUAAAACUUCCCCUAUGCAGACCCCACAAAUUUUAAAAGUACGAAAGGAAUAAAACAACAAUUUUCACUUUUUGAAUCAUAACAUCGGCUGCAACUUUAAACUAUUACUCUCGGCUUCUGAGUUAAUACUUGCGGCCAGCAGAAAUCAUUGGAUUCUGAUUUCCACCUUGAAGAACUAACCAAUUGUGAACUGAUCGUCACUUUAAUAACUUACUUGUCAAAUAAUACGUUCUUCAUUUUAAUUUCCGUUUCCUCGCAAUGUGAAUUUGUGUUGUUUUGUGUGUGUACUUUUGAAAGGCAUAUCGUUUUACGGUGUACUUUGCCCGAAGAACCGUUGAUAUAGAAGCUGAUAUUGGAUGUUUUCAGGCCAACGCCAAUCAUCGAGCAGCUGCUGUUGUUAAAUCAGUUGUCAUAUCUGAUUGGAUUAUUUGCUAUACUCUCUCGCUUUAGGUCUUCACGUUGCAUCUUCUGGCAAGACAUGAUCAGAUAAAAUCGAAAAUCUUGUUUAUCGUUUGCAUUUCCGAUCGUUAAAGUGCAUUAGUUCUGUUCUCCAAAGUGUGUUUUCUGUCAAGUCAGUAUCACUCUCUUGCACCAUAAAAUCCAAAACGGGUCUGCGGAAGUCCAAAAAGACCAAAAAAAAUUAAACUUGUUCACGAACCAAAUCGGUGCCAAGGGGAGCGAGUUCAAGAUGGCCGUUUCAACUGAAGAUGAACUCAACGACGGACUAAUUUGCUAUCAUUUUACUGAUAUACACUUCAAUCUUGGCGAAUCUUCGCCCGCUUGGUACAUUUUCACCUGUGUCGUGAACGCCGUGUUUUCCGUAAUUGCGACGCUGUCUAACUUACUUGUUUUGGUAGCCAUUUACCGAGCUCCUUCCCUACAUACUCCGUCAGGGACUCUUUUAUUUGGUCUAGCGCUUUCCGAUCUCGGUGUGGGCUUGAUAGUACAUCCACUGUUUUUCUCGCAAAUAUUGGCCAAAGUCAUUCGAAACAAGCCACUGUUCUGCGAAGCUGGAAUCUCAGUGGAAAUUACCGCUAACGCUUUGUGCAUUGUAUCGCUUCUAACGGUUACCGCUGUUAGCUUGGACAGGUAUCUCGCUCUCCGUCUUCACUUGAGAUACAAAGAACUCAUCACUAUCAACCGCGCAAUUUUAGUUCUCGUUUGCGUUUGGUUGUUCAGUUCACUGUUUGGCUCGUUGUGGUUAUGGAAGCAUGAGGUUAUAAAAAUAGUGGCGAUUGUUAUCAUAACUGUGAGCUUAUCUAUAGCUUCGUUUUCGUACUUUAGUAUUUAUCGCGUAGUGGUCCAUCAUCGAUCCGUCAUUCACGUUCAACGCAAUCGAAUUUUGUCUUUUCAAAAAGCUGACGAAGAAGAAAUAAAUGUGGCUAGUAUCAAGAGGCAAGCAAUAAGUACAUUCUGGGUUUACUGCAUCCUUGCUGUGUGUUUUACACCAUACAUGUGCACGGUUGCGGUGAUCGAAGCCGAAGGGAUCUCAACUGAGUCGCGGAUAUCUUACGAAAUAACAGCAACUUUGGUAUUUAUUAAUUCUUCCCUCAAUCCUCUUAUUUAUUGUUGGCGCUUGAGAGAAAUCAACGAUGCCGUCAGACAGACAUGGAGAAGUUUAACCAGCUGA
This is a messenger RNA of Porites lobata, 11010 nucleotides long. The record is from the annotation of a GenBank genome assembly. NCBI's taxonomy places the organism in Eukaryota, Metazoa, Cnidaria, Anthozoa, Scleractinia, Poritidae.